This is a messenger RNA of Ctenocephalides felis (cat flea), 1845 nucleotides long. RefSeq names its product peroxidase-like. The record is from RefSeq and is a predicted model, not a curated record. The transcript is spliced from 11 exons. Gene Ontology annotation, biological process: response to oxidative stress. Lineage: Eukaryota; Metazoa; Arthropoda; Insecta; Siphonaptera; Pulicidae. The coding region runs from base 221 to 1735 and encodes 504 amino acids. Gene Ontology annotation, molecular function: heme binding; peroxidase activity.
CGCCCAACCUUUGUCUUGUCCACAUACUAAAUAUCGUUCUUUCGACGGAUCCUGCAACAAUCUAAAUCAACCUGGAAAAGGAAGUGCCAACAGCCGUUAUGGACGUCUAGUACCUCCAAUUUACAGUGACGGCGUUCAUGCACCAGCCACCUCCGCCUAUGGAAACGAGUUGCCAAAUCCUCGCGUGGUCAGCCUGCAAGUUUUUCCCGAUGGCGAUGAAAUGGACCCACUUUGGACCUUAGCCAACAUGCAAUGGGGUCAGAUCGUCACACAUGACAUGUCACUAUUGGCAGGCUCCACUCAGUCCAAACCGCACGCAACCCGUUGUUGUACGGACGAUGGUAAACUGAUCGAGAGAACCCGCGCGCACACCACUUGCCUCGCGAUCGUCAUCCCGCACGACGAUCCCGUCUACCGCCACACAAACCGCGAAUGCAUGAACUUCGUGCGGACCAUCACGGACCGUGACCGCGGCUGCCAGACCCAUCCAGCUUAUCCCGCUGAACAGUUGACUGUUGUGACAGCCUAUAUGGAUUUGUCUCUAGUUUAUGGUAAUACUAAACAACAAAACGACAUGCUCCGUGCUUGGGUUGGAGGACGAAUGGCCACCGAUGUUCGUGGAGGACGCGAAUGGCCUCCUGCUGCACCUAAUGCUACUGCUUCCUGCGACAUUCAGCAACCCGGUGAAGUCUGCUAUUUGGCUGGUGAUGUUCGUGUGAAUCAGAACACUCAGUUGACGAUCUUGCAAAUUAUUUUAUUACGUGAACACAAUCGAAUCGCCGAUGCCCUGGCGCAUAUGAAUCCUCAUUGGGACGACGAACGUGUAUUCCAGGAGGCUCGGCACAUCAACAUCGCUCAGGCCCAACACAUUAACUACUACGAAUGGUUACCAAUCAUGCUGGGUGUCGACAAUAUGGUGAAGAACCACUUGAUCUAUCAACAACCGUAUACAUUUAUCGAUGACUACGAUCCAGAAGUGGACCCGAGCGUAUUGAACGAGCACGCCACCGCUGCAUUCCGUUACUUCCACACGCAAAUCGCUGGACGAUUAGACUUGGUGUCAGAACACCGUAAUAGUUUCGGAGGUCUUCGGUUAAGCGAUUGGUUCAACAGACCCGUAAUCAUCGAGCAAGCUAAUAAUAUGGAUGACCUCACAAGAGGUCUGGCAACUCAACCUCAAGCACUCACUGACCAGAAAUUUGAUCCUGAGAUAAAACAUUACUUAUUCCGUGGAGCCAGUCCUUUCGGAAAUGAUUUGCGAGCUAUCGAUAUUCAAAGGAAUCGCGACCAUGGUUUGGGUUCAUAUAAUGAUUAUAGAGAAUUUUGUGGGCUCAAACGAGCUCAUACUUUUGAAGAAUUCCACACGCAUGAGAAUGCUAUCUCAAUGGAGAGAUUGUAUGAAUCUCCAGAUGAUGUCGAUUUAACAGUUGGUGGUUCUCUAGAAGCUCACGUUCCUGGUGCAAUUGCUGGUCCUACUUUCUUAUGCAUAUUGACUGAACAAUUCUUCAGAACGAGAGUUGGAGAUAGAUUCUUCUUUGAAGGACCUCACACUGGUUUCUCACAAGGACAACUAAACGAAAUUCGAAAAUCAUCAAUUUCUCGAUUAUUCUGUGAUAACGGGGACAAUGUGCGAACUAUACAGCCACAAGGUUUCAACCGCGUAUCAAAUCUGAACCCGCUACUCCCAUGUGAAAACAUACCCUUCGUAGACCUGUCAUUGUGGAAAGAGUACUAAAAUAUCAUAGCAGAAUUCAUUUUAAUUUAAUUUUCAAAUUUUUUGCCGUAAAUUUAUUUUUGAUGACAACGGUAAAACUAUUCUAAUUUCAUGCUAGAGGAUAAAAACUG